GCGUUUUGGUGUGCGAGCGUGCGCGUGUCAUUGUGCCGUUGUACGAACGUUUUAUUUCAAAUACUCAACAACAAAAAAUAAGGAUACGCAUAUCCUUUUUCAAAGCCAAAGAGAAAAUAAACAAAAUUGUAACAAAAUGCUGGCGAAUUUACAUUCAACACUUUGUAAUUUGGCUGCUUUGCUGUGCCUUGUUGCGCUUGCGCAGGCCACAUACAAACUGCAGGAGCGUUAUAGUUGGACCGAAUUGGAUUUUGCAUUUCCUAGUCCUGGUUUAAAGCAACAGGCGCUCGCCAGCGGUGAUUAUAUACCACAGAAUGCAUUGCCUGUCGGCAUGGAACACUGGGGCAAUCGGUUGUUUGUGACCGUGCCACGUUGGCGUGAUGGUAUACCGGCUACAUUGACUUAUAUCAAUAUGGAUCAUACUCCGACGGGUUCUCCAGAGCUGAUACCAUACCCUAACUGGCGCAGCAACACAGCUGGCGAUUGUGCGAACAGCAUCACCACGGCGUACCGCAUCAAAGCGGAUGAGUGCGGUCGCCUGUGGGUGCUUGACGCCGGAACUCUUGGUCUCCUCAACACCACCACCUAUCCAUGCCCAUAUGCCGUGAAUGUCUUUGACUUGCAAACGAACAGGCGCAUACGCCGUUAUGAGCUGCGUUCGGAUGACAUUAAUGCGAAUACGUUUAUUGUCAACAUUGCCGUUGAUAUUGGCAAAUCAUGUGAUGAUGCAUUCGCCUAUUUUACCGAUGAACUGGGCUAUGGUUUAAUUGUAUACUCGUGGGAGCAAAAUAAAUCGUGGCGUUUUUCGGGACACUCAUAUUUCUUUCCCGAUCCACUGCGUGGUGACUUCAACAUUGGCGGCGUGAACUACCAAUGGAGUAAUGAGGGUGUUUUUGGUAUGUCACUCUCACCCAUACGUUCGGAUGGUUAUCGUACCAUGUUCUUCAGUCCACUGGCAAGUCAUCGCCAGUUUGCGGUGUCGACACGUAUUCUGCGUGAUGAGAGUCGCGUUGAGAAUAGCUUCCACGAUUUUGUGGCGCUGGAUGAACGUGGCCCCAACUCGCAUACGACAGCACACGUUAUGAGCGAUGAUGGCAUUGAGCUGUUCAAUUUGAUAGAUCAGAAUGCGGUCGGCUGUUGGCACUCGUCCAUGCCGUAUCAGCCACAAUUUCAUGGUGUUGUGGAUCGUGAUGAUGUUGGUUUGGUGUUUCCCGUCGAUGUGAAGAUCGAUGAGAAUAGGGAUGUUUGGGUACUAUCCGAUCGCAUGCCGAUCUUUUUGUUCUCCAAGCUGAACUACAAUGAUGUGAACUUCCGUAUCUAUACUGCAGCAUUAAGUACUUUGAUUGAGAACACAGUCUGCGAUAUACGUAACAAUGCUUAUAGUCCGCCCCUCUUCCGUCAAGCAGAUGUGCCACAUGUUGCGCCGUCAAGCCGCAAUUAUUUAACACCAGUUGUGGGUACCGGUUAUAGUGGAACCGAUCCAGCCAAGGCUUAUGUAUUCAACAAUGGUAUGUCUUAUGAGAUCGGUAGUGGUGGUCCACAUCUAUUCCCACGACAUUCGGAGAGUUUGAAGAAUUCUGUUACCACACGUAAUUCUGACUGGUGGGUGCGUCACUGAGCUGUGGUUGCUUCAAGUCAUUGUGUUUUCUCUUCUCAUCUGCCAAUUCCAACCACGGAUCCUUCUUCUCUUACAGAUUAGUUCAUCUAGUGCAAUUUAUGUUAUAAUCUUGUAAAUAAAUACUCAUUCUUAUUAUUUUCACAUUCAUGCAAGUAAAUAUACGGUAAAGAGUCAAUGUUUUAGCUAUUAA
This is a messenger RNA of Bactrocera tryoni, 1808 nucleotides long. Its product is annotated as protein yellow-like. Bases 137 to 1618 code for a protein of 493 amino acids. Lineage: Eukaryota; Metazoa; Arthropoda; Insecta; Diptera; Tephritidae. The transcript is spliced from 2 exons. The record is from RefSeq and is a predicted model, not a curated record. Gene Ontology annotation, cellular component: extracellular region.